UGUCUACGCUGCCGGCUGGAGACGCUUUUAUGGCUACAUUUCUGAAUUAAAGACGUGGCGAAAUGUCUCUUUAGGGGAAGGGAACUGCAUUGCUUGGCUAUAUUUUAACUUCUUCUGGGUUCCCAACUCAAAUUCAAACAGGAAAGACGCGGACUGUCGUCUUCAUCACUUCUGCAAAAGUUCAGGCCCAGUCAUGUCUGACAUGGAAAUUCAGACACUUUGCACAGAAAGUUACGGCUCUCGAUCGGCUCGGCGUUACCAGGCCCUCCCUAAUGGAAAGCUAAGCUCUGUGGCGGAUGCCUCUGAAGCCUGGCACUUUCGUUCACUCCAUCAUAUCUUCAUGAUGGAACAGGAAUGUUGGGCCGAAUCGCUUUCGCUUGGAGCAAGGGGAGCAAACUGGAUUGCGAUGCUAAGCAGUGGAGACUCUUUGCCGAUGUGCUCAACGAUGUAGCCAUCUUCAUGGAGAUCGUGGCACCAGCUUUCCCAGCAUGCUUUACUCUCAUUGUCUGCACUAGUGGCUUUUUCAAGUGCAUUGUGGGUGUAGCCGGAGGGGCCACCCGUGCAGCUCUCACCAUGCACCAAGCCCGCCGGGACAACAUGGCGGAUGUAUCAGCCAAAGAUGGAAGCCAGGAGACCUUAGUCAAUUUAGCUGGCCUAGUCUUCAGCCUUUUCCUGAUUCCUCUUGUAGCGGACAAUCUUUCCCUCACCUAUGCCUUCUAUGCUCUCUUCACCGUCCUCCACCUCUAUGCCAACUAUCAAGCAGUGCGGGCAGUUUGCAUGGAGACUCUUAACCGCGCCCGGCUCCACCUGGUCCUGCAGCAUUACUUGAAGCGGGAAGAACUUCCCAGUCCUGCUGUCAUCAAUCCUCAGGAGCCCCUUCUGCUAGGGUUUCGGCAGCAGCUCAAGGUAACUCUUGGGGCUCCUCUUCACACAGUGACCUCCAGUGUUGCUGACUUCCAGAAAGCUCUUGAAGGCAACACUUCAAAUUACCUAAUUUUCUUCAACCAACCAGCAGGGGUAAUCUCUAUCAUACUCCAUCGGCAAGCAGACAGUGUUGAUGUGAUUAAAGCCUACACACACGCCCUUCUUCUAGAGGCCUUACUACAUCAAGAUGUGGAAACCUGUACCUUGGAAAGAGGCUCCCUCCUGAGUUUGCAACAUCAGUUAUGUAAAGGUGAUGACCUGGGAAGUGAAUGUGGAGGAAGAAAUGAACUGGGACUGGGGAUAGGGGGAGAAUCUGGAGGACUCAUUAUAGCUUGGUGGGACUGGAAAUUAACACCCCAGGUUCCUUUUCUGGCAUGUCUCAUUAGAAGGGACUGA
Messenger RNA from Thamnophis sirtalis, 1320 nucleotides. Lineage: Eukaryota; Metazoa; Chordata; Lepidosauria; Squamata; Natricidae. The record is from RefSeq and is a predicted model, not a curated record.